Molecule: messenger RNA, 7867 nt
Organism: Cryptotermes secundus
Lineage: Eukaryota; Metazoa; Arthropoda; Insecta; Blattodea; Kalotermitidae
Product: otoferlin
Exons: 36
Coding region: 132-6314 (2060 amino acids)
Biological process (GO): plasma membrane organization
Cellular component (GO): membrane
Source: RefSeq, a predicted model, not a curated record
GUUUGUGGUGGGGCUCACAGGGCGCAGGACCAGGCUGUGAACUCUGCCGUCCCUUCAGUACUACUGAUGCAGCGGAGCGGAGAAGCAGCGGCGUUUGUCGUGAUGCACUGACACCCAGACAGCAAGCAGACAUGUCGCUUACACUGCGAGUCAAAUACUUCCAGCUCUCCGUCAAAUGCAAGGGCGAAAAAAUCACCAAGGUGGACUUCAGGGGUGUGUCGCAUUACUCACGUGUCCUCGAGGAUCCUGGAGAUCUUAUUGACGUGGACCAGAGGUUCGAGUGGCCGGUGGCUCGCCCCGUGGAGAGUCAUGAGGUGCUGCAGAUCCAGCUGCUGGCCUACAAUCGCUACUUCAGCAACAAGGUGCUCGGCACUUACGGACUGGUGCUACAGAAGUUGGUGCAAGACGGACACCUCAUGGUGACAGACACACUGCUCGACCUCAACAACAAGCCGUUACCGGCUAAGGUAGCUUUCGAAGUGUGGUACAGGGUCCCUGACGGCUCCGCGGGCUUCUGGCCGGAAACCGACGCCUACGAUGCCCUGGACGACGACCAGCAGAUGCUGAUCGACAUCGAGCAGAACAUCGCCAAUCUGGAGCGCAGUUUCACACAAGGACGGCGUGGCAGCUGGCAGUCGGCUGAGGGUGAUAAGGCCACCACUGCUUCUGCUUCGCUCCUCAAGCGCGUGGGAUCUCUAAGUGCUGCAGACAAAUCGCCGGCACCGGAGAGGAAGCGAAGUUCGACCCUUAAGAGCAUGAAGAGUCUCAUGAGGCUGGGAAAACAGAGACCUCCACGUGACUCUGAUGGGGAGGAGAACCAGGCUCUGCUGAGAGGUGAAGGUGAAAUGGGCCCCAGGCACAGUGUGGGGGCCACAGACCACAUAUCACGAACAAGCAGCGCAUCGUCCCUGUCCUCAGACAAUGGCAGCCAGCGCUCACUGAGCCCCACUUCUGCAGAUCGCAGUCAACAGACAAGGCGUUUGAAGCCAAUGACAUCAGCGAUACAGCAGUCAGCACUAAAGGCACAGGAUUUCCAGUUGUGUCUAACAGUGAUUGAAGCACGGCAACUGGCUGGUCUGAACAUGGACCCAGUUGUCUGUAUUCAGGUGGGAGACCAGAAGAAGUACACAAGUGUGAAGGAGAGUACCAACUGCCCAUAUUAUAAUGAGUACUUUGUGUUUGACUUCCAUAUGCCUCCAGUGAUGUUAUUUGAUAAAAUAAUCACAUUAUCAGUUCUACAAUCAAGAAACUUUCUCAGAUCAAACAAAAUGUUGGGCAGCUUUAAAUUAGAUGUGGCAACAGUUUGGGCCCAGCCAGAUCAUCAAUUCUAUCACAAAUGGGCUCUCCUGACAGACCCUGAUGAUAUUGCGGGAGGACCAAAGGGCUACCUGAAAUGUGACAUCAGUGUAAUUGGGAAAGGUGACUCAGUCAAAGUUCCACCUAAAAGUGAGAAGGAUGAGGAUGAUAUUGAAGCGAACCUGUUGUUACCAGAUGGAGUGCCAGUGGAGCGGCAGCGAGCUCGUUUCAUUGUAAGAGUGUAUCGAGCUGAUGGGUUGCCAAAAAUGAACUCUUCCAUUGUUGCAAAUGUGAAGAAAGCCUUUACUGGUGAGGUGAAGGACCUGGUGAAUCCAUAUGUGCAAGUCUCCUUUGCUGGUCUUACUGGCAAGACAAGUGUGAAAAAGAACAGUUAUGCUCCUGUGUGGAAUGAACAGCUAGUUUUUACAGAAAUGUUCCCUCCACUUUGUCAGCGUAUAAAGCUGCAGCUCCGUGACAAUAACCCUGUCAAUAACACUGUCAUUGGGACCCAUUUCAUUGACCUGAAGAAUAUUUCCAAUGAUGGAGAGAAGGGAUUUCUGCCAACAUUUGGCCCCACAUUUAUCCACCUAUAUGGAUCAACAAGGGACUACAGUCUUAUCGAUGAGCAUUCAAACCUCAAUACAGGUUUGGGAGAGGGAGUAUCUUAUAGAGCCCGUCUUCUUGUGGCCAUUCGCACUGAAAUCACAGACAACAUUGACUUUGCACCAUCAGAGGUAGAAGUGGAGCCUACAUUCCCAAUCAAUGAGACAUCCUAUGGAAAGAACGAAGAAUUCUUUUUAUUUGCUACCAUUAUUGAUGCCACUAUGAUAGACAAAAAACUUGGAGAUAAACCUCUUUACUUUGAAGUCAGUAUUGGUAAUGCGGGAAACUCUCUGGAUGGCCACAAUGAAACAUCAAAGGACCUUACUGAAUCAGACAAUGACGAAAAUCUAGAAACAGUAACUACAGACUCCCUGUCAUGGCAAAGCACCACAUCACCUGCCAAACCAAUGACUAAUGACCAUAUGUAUUACUUCUUGCCAUAUUGGGAUGACAAGCCUUGCAUGCAUGUGCGUUCAGUGUGGCCUGACUACAGGAGGCGCAUGUACAACUCCAAUAUCAUAGCCAGGAUUCUGGACAAAUUGGAAGAAGGCCUGUCAGAGGCGCACUCCCUCAGUGAACUGGAGGAUCCAAAUGCGGAGAAGACGCUGCGGUCAGUUUUGGAAGAGCUAUCCAUAAGUUGUGCUCGCUUUGUGUCCAUAACAAAAGGAAAUGGAUCAGGUGCUGGGCUGGGGAGAACGAAGCUUGACAAGGAACGUCUUAAGCUCUGUCAAAGAGAAAUUGAACAAAUAGGCAACAUGGCCAGAAACUUGAAAGCUCUGGUCACCAAACGUUCAUUCAGGGACAGAUACAAGACAGCACAGACAUACCUCCAAAAGCUGAAGUUCCUCGUUGAAGAUCCUCAACCAUCUAUGCCUGAUGUGUUUAUAUGGGUAAUAAGUUCUGGAAAAAGGACAGCAUACCAGCGCAUCCCAUCCCGGGACCUCAUCUACUCAAUUGUCGAUGAAGAGAGUGGUCGGGAUUGUGGAAGAAUACAUACAUUGUUCCUUAAGCUGCCAGGAAAACGAGGUAUGGGGCCCAGUGGUUGGACAAUCCAGGCCAAACUGCAGAUUUAUAUGUGGCUGGGGCUUGUCAAGCACAAGAAGAAUUUUGUGAAUGGCUUGCCGAAAGGCUAUGAGGUGUCUCAUGAAAUUAGAAAUGCUGAGCGACCUCAUGCCCUUCCACCAUCAGUGAUCCACUAUACAGAAAAACAUUCAUUUCAACUACGUGCACACAUGUACCAGGCACGUUCACUAAUUGGGUCAGAUGCUUCUGGAUUAUCAGACCCUUUUGCCCGAGUCAUUAUUGGCGAGUACUGCAAGGUGACUCAGGUGAUUGACGAAACGUUGAGUCCUACCUGGGAUGAAUUGCUUAUCUUUGAUGAGAUUCUUAUCUAUGGGACCAGGGAGGAAAUCAAGACUGAUCCACCUUCCAUAAUCAUUGAGAUUUUUGACCAGGAUAAAGUGGGUAAAUCUGAGUUCAUUGGACGGACAGUGGCAAAACCACAUGUGAAGUUAGCAGAGGAGGCCUAUGCCAAACCAUAUUUUCCUCCCUCCCUCGAGUGGUAUGAGCUGACACGUGGACCAGACCAUGCAGGAGAGUUGCUUGCGACAUUUGAACUGUUACAGCUGCAAGCGCCAUCUGACUCAGCUGGCCUGCCAUCGCUACCUGAACCAAAGCAAACAUUAGAGACAACCCUAGAGACUGAUGUAGGAACCAUACUUCCUGUUCCAAGAGGUAUUCGCCCCACACUAGCUAAAUACAGAAUAGAAGUGCUCUUCUGGGGUCUCCGUGACUUAAAACGGGUACAUCUGAUGACUGUAGACAAACCAAGAGUAGACAUUGAAUGUGCAGGACACAUCCUCUACUCAUCUGUAAUACAGAACGCCAAGAAGAACCCAAAUUUCAGCACACCAGUCAAGUUUCUAGAACUGGAAUUGCCAGAGCAGGAGCUAUAUAGGCCACCUCUUACAAUACGAGCUGUGGACUGCCGCAGUUUUGGUAGAUAUACACUAGUUGGUACACACAUGAUAAAUUCUAUACAUAAAUAUAUGUACGUGCCAAUGACAAAGCGAGAAAGGGAAGCUGAGGAACGAAAGAAACCUUUACAGCAACUACAGAACUCUGAUCCCAAUAAUGCACAUCAGAUGACGCCUGGAAAUUUUGUUGUUGUUGACAGCGAUAAUAGAGAAGCAAGUCCUUUGUUGCCAAAGAAUACACCAAUCACCUUGGACUACGGGACAGGACAACCUGCUACUAAGAAGGAACUAAAGACCGAAGCUAACAAGAAGCGGAAACAGAGCUUACCAGAGGAGGUAGACAAUGAUGAAUCAAGUCGGGAUUGGUGGACAAAGUAUUUUGCAUCCAUAGAGGCAAUGAUUGAGGAAAGCAAAGAGGCACGCAAGGAAAUGGCACAGAUGCAGAACCAGCAAAAUGGCAUGUUGCCUAUCUACCUGGAAGAUAACUCAGUGGCCGCUGGUACAGCAGCACUGCAGGAAACAAAGCGUGAGCUCUCAUGGACUGGGAGUGAAAAGAGCGUUGAGAAAAAGAAGCACACUCUGAAGGGUGUAUCUACAACUGCUAAGUUGGUUGCUCGUCUCAGUCCAAAGAGCUUGCGCAGGAAGACAGAACAGAGAACUGCACUCAUGAAGAUCUAUCCUAAUGAGUUGGAGAUGCAGCAAGAAUACAACGGAUUCAAGGAGUGGCUCCAAACUUUUGAACUAUACCGAGGCAAGAAAACUGGAGAUGACUUGGAAGAUGAGAGCAGAGUUGUAGGAAUAUUUAAGGGUUCUAUCAAAGUUUACAAAUGGCCACUCCCUAAAGACAUUGAGGACCAUACAAUUAUGGGAUUUGACCCACAGUACGGGUUUUUCCAAGGACUCCCAUCCAAUGAUCCCAUUCAUGUCCUGGUUCGUGUGUAUGUAGUAAAAGCAAAUGACCUGCACCCAAUGGACCUCAAUGGCAAAGCAGAUCCUUAUGUUGUACUGCAGCUUGGCUCCAAGAGAAUCAGUGACAAGGAACACUACAUCUCUAAACAACUAAAUCCUGUAUUUGGCAGAUGCUUCGAAAUUGAAGCAACAUUUCCUCAGGACUCCAUGCUGACAGUACAGAUUCUGGACUGGGAUUUGGUUGGUUCAGAUGAUAUGAUAGGAGAGACUCGCAUUGAUCUGGAGAACCGGUUCUACAGUCGUCACAGGGCCACAUGUGGCAUUGCUCGCAAAUAUGAAGACUUUGGAUAUAACCAGUGGCGAGACCCAAUGAAACCAACUCAGAUACUUGCAAAGUUGUGUAAGGAUGGAAAGAUAGAUAACCCCUCUUACAGCAAUGGUAAAGUGAAAGUUGGACGUCAGACAUUCUUCCUACAAGCAGAUGAUAGUGACUGCAAUUUGAACACCAAAGGUCUGGAAGAGCACAUGGCGCUGGCUGUCCUCCAUCGAUGGCACGAGUUCCCACGAAUUGGCUGCCAACUUGUCCCAGAGCAUAUUGAAACCCGACCACUUUACAACCCUGAUAAGCCUGGCAUAGAACAAGGAAAACUAGAAAUGUGGGUGGAUAUGUUUCCUAUGGACAUGCCCCUUCCUGGACCAGCUCUGGACAUCUCUCCUAGGAAACCGAAGGCAUAUGAACUGCGCAUAAUUAUAUGGAACACAGAUGAGGUGGUGCUGGAAGAUGAUGCAUUCUUCACUGGAGAAAAGAUGUCUGACAUUUAUGUGAAAGGGUGGCUCAAAGGACCGGAAGAUUGUCAGUGCACUGAUAUCCACUAUCGCUCACUGACGGGUGAGGGAAACUUCAAUUGGCGGUUCAUUUAUCCCUUUGACUAUCUAGUAGCUGAAGAGAAAAUUGUAAUCUCAAGAAAGGAGUCUCUCUUCUCUUGGGAUGAAACAGAAUGCAAGAUUCCCGCUCGUCUGGAGCUUCAGGUAUGGGAUGCAGACCACUUCUCAGCUGAUGACUUCUUAGGCGCCAUCACACUAGACCUGAACCGUUUCCCUCGGGGUGCCAAGUCUUCCAAACUCUGCACCUUAGACAUGCUCAGGACUGAUGGAUCUGUACCAAUGGUGAGCAUAUUCAAGCAGAAGAGGGUGAAGGGAUGGUGGCCAUUCUAUGUCAAGAAAGAAAAUGAAGAAGUGGAGCUUACGGGGAAGGUAGAAGCUGAGCUUCAUCUUCUAACACAUGAGGAAGCAGAGAAGAACCCAGCAGGACUUGGUCGCAAUGAACCUGAUCCUCUUGACAAACCCAAUCGGCCAGAUGCAUCCUUCAUGUGGUUCCUGAACCCUCUGAAGUCAAUCCGGUACAUUGUGUGGCAUAACUACAAGUGGGCCAUCCUCAAAAUCUUGGCUGUGCUAGCCUUGGCAGUUGUGUUGCUGCUCUUCUUCUAUUCAGUUCCAGGUUACACCGUCAAAAAGCUACUGGGUGCUUGAAACUAUGGCCCCAACAUGCAUAUAGCAGUCAUAGUGGCAAGUCAACAACUAUUGCUAGCCAUCACAAGGGCCACUGUAAUAUCAAGCUGGAUCAAACAGUAUGCCUAUGUAUGUCAGAUACUCCCUCACAAUAUGCAAAAGCACUGUUUUAGCAACAUAGGCUGUAAGUGACAACCAGUAAUGAGGUCUGCUGUGUAUUUCAGAGGGCUAAUAGAAAAACUGGAAAGUUGUUGCACAAUUCUGAAAGAAACUGGGCAACUUUCCAGAAGAAGGCUGUAGAAAAAGUAGCCCAACUCUUUAUCAGCCAUUAAGGUAUAUAACAAGCUUAAUCUCAUGGAUCUCAUUACUUUUUGAAGAUUUUGACAAGGUUCUCGAUAUCAGGACCUGAUCAAAAAAUUCAUAUACUGUAUCACACCUGAAGACAGUUGUCUGACCUCUAAUGAGACUGGGCCAUGUUUUCUGACCGUCACAAUUUAGGGUCACCAUCCUAAUAUGAGGUUGAAGUGAAUUCAUUCAAAGGUCAUGAGUAAAAACCUGAUGUACGUUCACAUAGCUGCUGGCAGCAACAGACCUGCAUACAAUUGUGUGCUAAGUCAGGUCAGCAUCAUGACCUGGACCAGUCACUAAUUAACUGAACCUCAUAUUAUUGUACAUAAAAGCAAGGUUAGACCAUGGCUCUGUGAUAUGUUGAGCAUUAUGGAUGGCAGUGUACAUCCAUGAUUGAUGUUUGUAAUAUGAACUGUAGUGCCCUUGGCCACAGUAAGGGGAAGUUAAACAGUUACUGGCAGCUAGAGAGAGGCAGUCAGAGGGCCAAAUCAAUGAUGGCCGUGGUUCUGGAUGUGUAAUCUGCAAAUAAGCAUGCUGAGCCCCUUAGAGGCAAUAAUAAAAGCCUUCCAAAUUUUUCAGAUUUGGAAAUAUACUAUAAUCUAAUGUUCUUGUGCUUUAAAGUCUUGCGGACCUGUUGGACUCAGUCCAGUAUUCACAAUAUGAUAUUGCAUUGCAAUGCUGGACUCUGUUUAAGAAAACCAACAGUCUUAAAAUUUGCAGAAAAGAACUGAAGCUGCCAGUAGUUGUUUGUCAUGUGUUCAUGCCAGUCAGACUCAAGGGGGAUUCUUUGUUGUCAGUCACAUAUUUAAAAAUCGUGUCCAUGAAUGAAGACUGGUGGAAUGCACUGUAUUUUUAAAUUGUAACAAAAUAAAACAAUGCGGUUUUUUCUGUCAAAAUUACUGCUAACAAAGCAGUAAUUAUUAUUUCCCUUUUACUUAAAUUAUUAUUAUCAUUAACUGUGCACCACAGGUUUAAUUGGUCAUUUCUGUAAUUACAUAACAAUCCCACAAAAUUAGAUUUUUUGUAAAUUGUUAUGUGCUAUUCCUUAUUUCAUGGACCAUCAUUACGCCCAAAGUAAUAAUCUUUACUGAAGUAAAUCAAAUCAGAACACUGAUAAUAUUCUUAAAUUUAGAGCACAUAUAAUCUACAUAGUUUUUUCCAUUUUCUUUAUUAAAACCGUCACAACACAACUAUAUUAAGGUCAGUGCCUAGUUUGGCUCUGUGAU